Messenger RNA from Microsporum canis CBS 113480, 1209 nucleotides. RefSeq names its product conidiophore development protein hymA. Gene Ontology annotation, molecular function: protein serine/threonine kinase activator activity. The record is from RefSeq and is a predicted model, not a curated record. NCBI's taxonomy places the organism in Eukaryota, Fungi, Ascomycota, Eurotiomycetes, Onygenales, Arthrodermataceae. Gene Ontology annotation, biological process: intracellular signal transduction. The transcript has 4 exons. Bases 1 to 1209 code for a protein of 402 amino acids.
AUGGCGUUUCUAUUUAACCGGAGCAGACAGCGGCAGCCUGCAGAAGUUGCGAGGACGACCAAAGACCUGCUGGUCAAGCUGCGGGACGGUCCUGGCGAUGCAAAGACAGAAGAAGACCUGGCUAAACAGCUGGGCCAUAUGAAGCUGAUAGUCCAGGGGACUCAAGGUCUGACUCUCACGCCACCCCCCUCUGUACCACUUGCGCCAGCUAACCAGGUUGGAAUAGAGGUUGAUACACUGCCAGACCAGGUGCAGCAGCUGGUGCAUGCUGCACUACAGGAGGACCUUCUCUUUGAUCUAGCUCGAUCUAUUCCUAAUCUCCCCUUUGAGGCCCGCAAGGACACCCAGACCAUCUUCUCGCAUAUCCUACGCUUCAGGCCAGACGCAUCAACCGCAACUCCGACCAUACCAAACGCAGGCGGUAGCUCUGGCUCCAUAUCAUCUACAUCUGGCGACCCGCCCGUUAUCUCAUAUAUUGUACAUAAGCGGCCCGAGAUCCUGACCCAGCUAUGUCGUGGCUACGAGAACAACAAGAGCGCGAUGCCGUGCGGGUCUAUUCUACGGGAGGCGUUAAAGUAUGAGGUUGUGGCUGGUAUCAUCCUAUACGAUGAGUCUGGGGAAGGGGAGAGAGCGAUACGACUUAACGAGAUACAACCGGGCAAGAAGCAAAGCGGUGAAGGGCUGUUUUGGAGUUUUCUGAGUUGGAUUAACCAGAGUAGUUUUGAAGUUAGCGCCGAUGCGUUUACUACUUUUAGGGAUAUCUUGACACGGCACAAGGCACUGGUGGCAGGGUACCUGAGCGCCAACUUUGACCUGUUCUUCGGCCGGUACAACAACAUCCUGGUGCUGUCAGAUUCGUAUGUGACGAAGAGGCAGAGCAUCAAGCUGCUGGGCGAGCUGCUGCUGGACCGCGCCAACUAUAAUGUCAUGACAGCGUAUGUGGACAGCGGCGACCACUUAAAGCUAUGCAUGAAUCUGCUACGAGACGACCGCAAGAUGGUGCAGUACGAGGGCUUCCACAUCUUCAAGGUGUUUGUGGCCAACCCGAACAAGAGCGUAGCCGUGCAGAGGAUCCUGAUCAACAACCGCGACAGGCUGCUCAAGUUCCUGCCCAAGUUCCUGGAGGACCGGACAGACGACGACCAAUUCACGGAUGAGAAGAGCUUCCUGGUGCGGCAGAUUGAGAAUCUUCCUAGUCAGGCACAGUGA